Triplophysa rosa is the source of this 8797-nucleotide messenger RNA. RefSeq names its product filamin C, gamma a (actin binding protein 280) (gene flnca). Bases 156 to 8249 code for a protein of 2697 amino acids. The transcript is spliced from 48 exons. Lineage: Eukaryota; Metazoa; Chordata; Actinopteri; Cypriniformes; Nemacheilidae. Gene Ontology annotation, molecular function: actin filament binding. The record is from RefSeq and is a predicted model, not a curated record. Gene Ontology annotation, biological process: actin cytoskeleton organization.
GGGAAAUGAGCGAAAGCAGUCAGAAAGAGCGAGCCGAGCUGGAGUUGGAGUUGUUACGCUGCAGGGAGGAGCUGGAGAAACAUGCUGACGGAAAACAGCGAGCACACCUCUGACACUCUCGGUCAGCAUUAGAAGUAUAAAAGCAAAGGUCCAUAAUGAGCAAUUACACACAUUUCGACGACCAGCCGCCCCAAUACUACCAGGGCACAGACCUCGGGGAGGAAGAGGAGGAGGAGAUGCCAGCCACAGAGAAAGAUCUGGCCGAGGACGCGCCGUGGAAGAAGAUCCAGCAGAACACAUUCACCAGAUGGUGCAAUGAACAUCUCAAAUGCAUGAAUAAGAGCAUUACAGACCUCCAGAAAGACCUGAGUGAUGGGCUCAAACUCAUCGGGCUCCUGGAAGUCCUCAGUCAGAAGAAAAUGUACAGAAAACAUCACGUCAGACCAAACUUCAGACAAAUGAAACUGGAAAACGUGUCUGUGGCGCUGGAGUUUCUGGACAGAGAGCGCAUCAAACUAGUGUCUAUUGACAGUAAAGCUAUUGUAGAUGGGAAUGUGAAGCUGAUUCUGGGUCUCGUCUGGACGCUCAUUCUACAUUAUUCGAUCUCCAUGCCCAUGUGGGAUGAUGAGGAUGAUGAAGAGGUUAAGAAGCUCACUCCCAAACAAAGACUACUGGGCUGGAUUCAGAAUAAGGUUCCACAGCUUCCUAUUCACAAUUUCAACAAAGACUGGCGGGAUGGCAAGGCCCUUGGUGCUCUGGUGGACAACUGUGCCCCUGGUCUUUGCCCUGACUGGCAAACAUGGGACCCCAACCAGCCUGUUGAAAAUGCCCGUGAAGCCAUGCAGCAGGCUGAUGACUGGCUCGGUGUACCACAGGUGAUAGCUCCAGAGGAAAUUGUGGAUCCAGACGUGGAUGAGCAUUCUGUGAUGACGUACCUCUCUCAAUUUCCUAAAGCCAAACUGAAGCCUGGAGCUCCUCUCAAGCCCAAGCAGCUCUACCCCAAAAAGGCCAAGGCCUAUGGACCCGGUAUUGAGCCUCAGGGAAACAUGGUUUUAAAGCCGGCUGUGUUCACUGUGGAAACACUGGAGGCAGGACUUGGUGAAGUGAUCGUGUAUGUAGAGGACCCAGAGGGUCACACUGAGGAGGCUAAAGUUGUUGCCAACAAUGACAAGAAAAGGACAUUCUCUGUCACAUACGUGCCCAAAGUAGAGGGUCAGCACAAGGUAAAAGUGCUCUUCGCUGGACAGGACAUUGAGAAGAGCCCCUUCAUGGUAAAUGUGGCAAAAGCUAUGGGUGAUUCUAGCAAGGUUCAGGCACGAGGUCCUGGUCUGGAGCCAGUUGGCAACGUGGCCAAUAAGCCUACAUAUUUUGACAUCUAUACAGCAGGUGCUGGGGCUGGAGACGUUAGCGUGGUCAUCGUUGAUCCUCAGAAUAAAAACAACACUGUGGAAGUUAUUCUAGAAAACAAAGGUGAUAACAUCUAUCGUUGCACAUACAAGCCUGUACAGGAGGGACCGCACAUUAUCCAUAUGAGCUUCGCCGGGCAGCCGAUACCCAACAGCCCCUUUAAAGUAAACAUCUCUGAGGCCAGCAAUGCCAAUGCUUGUCGGGCCACCGGCCGAGGACUGCAGCUUAAAGGUGUUCGGACUAAGGAGGUGGCGGACUUUACUGUUUUUACCAAAGGAGCAGGACCUGGAGAGUUGAAGGUCUCCGUGAAAAGCCCAGGUGGAGCCGAGGUACCUGUCAAGGUGCGUGAUGUCGAUGAUGGAGUGUACAAAUGUGACUAUUGUCCUGUUCACCCUGGAAAAUAUCAAGUAAACAUCACAUGGGGUGGCCAACCUAUCCCACGCAGCCCGUUUGAAGUGGAGGUUAGUGCAGAGGCUGGACCACAGAAAGUGCGGGCUUGGGGUCCCGGCUUGGAGACUGGAAUGGUUGGCAAGUCUGCUGAUUUUGUGGUUGAGGCUAUUGGUACAGAGGUGGGAACUUUAGGGUUUUCUAUUGAGGGCCCCUCUCAAGCUAAGAUUGAGUGUGAUGAUAAGGGUGAUGGCUCCUGUGAUGUGCGAUACUGGCCCACUGAACCCGGUGAAUAUGCAGUGCACGUCAUCUGUGACGAUGAAGAUAUCAAACACAGCCCAUUCAUUGCCCACAUACUCCCAGCAGCCAAUGACGUCUUUCCUGAGAAGGUCAAAGCCUUUGGGCCAGGCCUGGAUCCCUCUGGAGUUAUUGUCAACAAACCAACUCAAUUCAUAGUUGAUGCCCGGGAAGCCGGCAAGGGUAGUCUGAAGAUCUAUGCUCAGGAUGCUGAAGGCUGUGUCAUUGACAUCAAGAUUACUGACAAAGGGGAUGGAACUUUUGUUUGCAUGUAUGUACCAACCAAGCCAGUGAAACACACUAUCAUAAUUACAUGGAGGGAGGUCAACAUAUCCAACAGCCCCUUCAGAGUCCUUGUUGGUGAAGGCUGUCACCCUGACAAAGUGAAGGUUUAUGGACCAGGGGUUGAGAAAACUGGCCUAAAGUCUAAUGAACCUACCUAUUUCACUGUUGACUGCAUCGAAGCUGGCCAAGGUGAUGUCAGCAUUGGAAUCAAAUGUGCCCCGGGUGUAGUGGGUCCAGCAGAGGCAGAUAUAGAUUUUGACAUCAUUAAAAAUGACAAUGACACCUUUACUGUCAAGUACACACCCCCUGGCCCUGGCCGAUACACCAUAAUGGUGGUUUUUGCAGAUCAGGAAAUCGCAAGCAGUCCGUUCAAGGUUAAAGUGGAUCCAUCUCAUGAUGCUGGUAAAGUCAGAGCUGAGGGACCUGGGCUGAACAAGACGGGUGUUCAAGUGGACAUCCCAAUCCAUUUCACCAUCUACACCAAGGGGGCCGGAAAGGCUAAACCAGAGGUGCAGUUUAAAACCUCUGUCAAAGGAGAUGCUGUUAAAGACUUUGAAAUUAUUGAUAAUCAUGACUACUCCUACACAGUGAAGUACACUGCUCUUCACCAGGGUGAAAUGGCCAUCAUGGUCACACAUGGAGGAGAUCCUAUUCCCAAAAGCCCUUUCAAUAUCACAGUCGCACCUCCUUUGGAUCUCGGUAAAGUCAAAGUUCAAGGACUCAAUGAAAAAGUGGAAGUUGGGAAGGACCAGGAGUUUAUCAUCAACUCUAAAGGAGCAGGUGGACAGGGGAAGUUAAAUAUAAACAUAACCUCACCCUCUGGUCGAGUAAUACCUUGCAAAGUAGAAUCGGACAAGACCAAAGAGUCCACCUGCGUGAAGUACAUCCCACCUGAAGAGGGUCUUUACAAGGUGGACAUUAGCUAUGACGGGAACCCUGUUCCAGGAAGUCCCUUCGCUGUGGAGGGGCUGAUGCCUGCAGACCCUACAAAGGUGCGUGCAUAUGGGCCAGGACUUAAGGGUGGUAUUGUGGGUCAGCCUGCACUGUUUACUAUAGAAACCAAGGGAGCAGGUGCUGGUGGACUGGGUCUGACAUUGGAAGGCCCCUGCGAGGCUAAGAUCGAGUGUCAAGACGAUGGUGACGGCACCUGCUCUGUUACCUACCUGCCUACAGAAGCCGGGGACUACAACAUCAAUAUUUUGUUCGGAGAAGCUCAUAUCACUGGCUCUCCUUUCAAAGCUGUUGUCAAGUCAGCUCUGGAUGCAAGUAAGGUUAUAGUAAGUGGCCCAGGACUGGAGAGGGCUAAAGCCGGAGAAGUAGCCACCUUCACAGUGGACUGCAGCAGGGCUGGAGAGGCUGAACUCACUAUAGAGAUUGUGUCAGAUGCAGGUGCUCAAGCUGAGGUUUGCAUACAAAAGAACAAUGAUGGAAACUUUUCUGUCACCUACACCCCACUCUUUCAUGGGAUGCACACCAUCACCAUUAAAUAUGGAGGUCAGCAAGUACCCAAGAGCCCCAUACAUGUUCAGGUGGAACCAUCUGUGGACACAAGUGGGAUUAAAGUGUAUGGACCGGGAGUUGAGCACAGAGGGGUUCUUAGGGAGGUGACUACACACUUUAUUGUGGAUGCCAGGGCCCAGACUAAGACCAAAGGAAAUCACAUCAAGAUCCGCAUCAUCAAUCCAUCUGGCACAAACACAGACACACAUAUCACCGAUAAGGGUGAUGGCACCUAUAGAGUGGAAUACACUGCUUUUGAGGACGGUUUGCAUCUGAUCGAGGUCUUUUAUGAUGACGUUGCUGUUCCCAAGAGCCCCUUUAGGGUGUCAGUUGUAGAAGGCUGUGACCCGACACGGGUUCGUGCUUAUGGUCCAGGCCUAGAAGGUGGCCUAGUGGACAAACCCAACUGCUUUACAGUGGAGACAAGGGGUGCUGGAACAGGUGGUUUAGGCUUGACCAUUGAAGGAGCCUCAGAAGCCAAAAUGUUCUGUAAGGACAACAAAGAUGGUAGUUGCAGCGUUGAAUAUGUUCCUUUCACACCUGGAGACUAUGAUGUUAACAUUACUUAUGGAGGACAGCCAAUACUAGGCAGUCCAUUCCGCGUGCCGGUGAAAGAUGUGGUAGACGUCAGUAAGGUGAAGUGCUCGGGUCCUGGACUUGCUAACAGGGUGACUGCCCAUGUUCCACAGACGUGCAGUGUAGACAGCACCAAGGCAGGACUGGCUCCAUUAGAGGUUCAGCUGUAUGGCCCAACAGGGGCUCUGGAGCCUGUUGUUGUUAAAAACAACCGUAAUGGAACACAUACUGUCAACUACACCCCUGCACAGGAGGGACCAUACACUGUGUCGGUGAAAUACGCCAGCCAAGAAGUACCUGGGAGUCCGUUCAAAGUAAAUUCAGCCCCCUCACAUGAUGCCAGUAAGGUGCGUGCCAGUGGUCCUGGUCUGGACACUAAAGGAGUGGCUGCUAGUAUGCCAGUGGAGUUCACUAUUGAUGCUCGAGACGCAGGAAAAGGCCUUCUGACCGUCCAAAUACUGGAUCCAGAGGGAAAGCCGAAAAAAGCCAGCAUCCAUGACAACAGAGAUGGGACCUACACUGUAUCUUACUUUCCAGACAUGACUGGCCGUUACACUAUCACCAUUAAGUAUGGUGGAGAUAACAUCCCAUACUCACCUUACAAUGUCCACGCUGUUCCCAUGGGUGAUGCCAGCAAAUGUCUGCUCACAGUGUCUAUCGGAGGACAUGGUGUUGAAAGCCUUGGGCCCAACAUUACAAUGGCAGAAGAGACAGUCAUCACUGUUGAUGCUAAAGCUGCUGGGAAAGGGAAGGUAACAUGUAAAGUGCUGACCCCUGAUGGUGUGGAACUGGACAUGGACGUUAUAGAGAAUCCUGACGGCACCUUCGACAUCUACUACACUGCACCAGAGCCAGGCAAAUAUGUCAUUACAAUCCGCUUUGGAGGACAACACAUUCCCAACAGCCCGUUUCAAGUCAUGGCUACAGAUCAGCCUGUUAAACCGAGGGACGACACAAAGCCUAUGUUCCAGCCCCUAAACUUAGUUAUUCCUUUUACUGUCCAGCAGGGAGAGCUUAGUGGAGAAGUGCGUAUGCCUUCUGGUAAGACAUCCCGUCCCUUCAUCAGAGACAAUAAAGACGGAAUGGUCACAGUGCAGUAUCAGCCCACAGAGAAGGGUCUGCAUGAAAUGGAUAUAAAAUACGAUGGCAACCACAUCCCAGGAAGUCCUUUGCAGUUUUUUGUCGAUGUAAUGAACAGUGGAAUGGUGACAGCUUAUGGACCUGGUCUGUGCCAUGGGACAGUGAACAAACUAGCCAGUUUUACUGUUGUUACCAAGAAUGCCGGAGAAGGUGGUUUGUCCCUUGCUGUAGAGGGUCCAUCUAAAGCUGAGAUUAGCUGCAAAGACAAUAAAGAUGGUACCUGUAGUGUGUCCUAUUUGCCUACCACACCUGGUGACUACAACAUCAUUGUCAAGUUUGACAGCAGGCACAUUAAUGGCAGCCCCUUCACUGCUAAGAUCACUGGUGAUGAUUCACUCAGAAGAUCUCAGCUGAACGUUGGCACGGCAGCAGACGUCUCGCUAAAGAUUACAGAAACAGACCUGAGCUAUCUGACAGCAAGCAUCAAAGCUCCUUCAAGAAAGGAGGAACCCUGUCUACUGAAGAGAUUGCCCAAUCGACACAUCGGUCUCUCCUUCACCCCAAAAGAAGUAGGAGAGCAUGAGGUUAGCGUGAGAAAAAGUGGGAAACAUGUGACCAACAGUCCCUUUAAGAUUAUGGUAGGUUCUUCUGAGAUCGGGGAGGCCAGCAGGGUAAAGGCAUUUGGCAAAGGCCUUGUUGAAGCUCACACAUUUGAAGUAGCAGAAUUCUUCGUGGACACUAGAAAUGCUGGAUAUGGAGGGCUUGGGUUGUCAAUUGAGGGUUCAAGUAAAGUGGAUAUCAACUGUGAGGACGUGGAAGAUGGAACGUGUAAAGUGACAUACUGUCCAACUGAACCAGGAAACUACAUAAUCAACAUCAAGUUUGCAGAUAAACACAUACCAGGAAGUCCUUUCACAGUGAAGGUAACUGGAGAAGGACGGAUGAAAGAGAGUAUAACAAGGAAAAGACAAGCUGCAUCUAUUGCUUCAGUAGGCAGCACAUGCGACCUCAACCUCAAAAUUCCAGGAAAUUGGUUCCAGAUGGUGUCUGCACAGGAGCGUUUGACUCGCACCUUCACGCGCAGUAGCCACUCUUACACGCGUACAGAACGCACCGAAAUCAGCAAGACUCACGGAGGUGAGACAAAACGAGAAGUACAUGUGGAGGAGAGCACGCACGUCGGCAGAGACCCGUUUAGAGACGUAUUUGAUUCGUUUCUGGGAAGGGAGCGACUGGGUAGUUUUGGUGCAAUGCGACAGGAAGGUGACACAGGGAUUCAGGGUAUGACAGCCCAGGUUACCAGCCCUAGUGGCAAUGUAGCUGAUGCAGAGCUCGUUGACAGUGGGGACAGUACAUACCGAGUCCGUUUCGUACCUGCUGAAAUGGGUCGUCACACCGUUAAUGUCAAAUACAGGGGCGAGCAUGUUCCCGGAAGCCCCUUCCAGUUUACCGUUGGGCCCCUUGGAGAAGGAGGUGCCCACAAGGUCAGAGCUGGAGGUACAGGCCUUGAGAGAGCCGUCGCUGGAGUUCCUGCUGAAUUCAGUAUUUGGACAAGAGAGGCUGGAGCCGGCGGUUUGUCCAUUGCUGUGGAGGGUCCAAGCAAAGCUGAAAUCUCUUUUGAAGAUAGAAAAGAUGGAUCCUGCGGGGUUAUUUACAUAGUGCAAGAGCCAGGUGACUAUGAAGUUUCCAUCAAGUUCAAUAAUGAACAGAUACCAGACAGCCCGUUCAUCGUUCCAGUGGCAAAACUGUCUGAUGAUGCACGUCGACUUACUGUUACAAGUCUUCAGGAGAAGGAUUUGAAGGUGAAUCAAGAAGCCUCAUUUGCUGUUCAGAGGAACGGGGCGAGAGGUGUAAUAGAUGCUAAAGUUCACGCCCCCUCUGGUGUGGGAGAGGAGUGUUACGUCACUGAACUGGACAGUGACAAGAAUGCAAUUCGGUUCAUUCCACGUGAGAAUGGUGUUCAUUCGAUUGAUGUGAAGUUCAAUGGAAGCCACAUCCCAGGUAGCCCGUUCAGAGUUCGUGUUGGUGAAGCAGAAAAUCUUGGCGAUCCUGGCAUGGUGUCCGCCUAUGGUACAGGACUUGAGGGUGGUCGCACAGGGAUCGCCUCUGAGUUUGUUGUCAACACAUGCAAGGCUGGAUCAGGGGCAUUAUCAGUUACUAUUGAUGGCCCCUCAAAGGCCAAAAUGGACUGUACAGAGUGCCCAGAGGGUUACAGAGUCUCUUAUACACCUUAUGCACCAGGCAACUAUCUUAUAUCCAUCAAGUAUGGUGGGCCACAGCACAUUGUUGGUAGUCCAUUUAAAGCAAAGGUGACAGGUAUACGUCUGUCCGGGGGUCACAGUCUACAUGAAACUUCAUCAGUCAUUGUGGAGACUGUUACCAAAACCUCUAAGAUGGCUGGAGCUUACAGCUCUUUGUCCAGCUCCAAAUCAACAUCAGAUGCCAGUAAGGUUGUGUGUCAUGGUCCUGGCCUCUCCAAAGCAUCCGUGGGUCAGAAGAACAACUUCUCCGUUGACUGUAGUAAAGCAGGUACAAAUAUGCUGAUGGUUGGUGUUCAUGGUCCCAUAACUCCAUGUGAAGACGUGUCUGUUAAGCAUAUGGGAAACAAGCUAUACAAUGUGACCUACACAGUCAAAGAAAAAGGAAACUAUGUAGUGAUUGUUAAAUGGGGGGAUGAAACUGUACCAGGAACUCCUUUCAAUGUAACUGUUCCUUAAAAACCCAAACCUCCAGAUUUCCUAAUCAAAAGAAUAAAGAAUAGAUUAUAGAUUUAAUGCAGGGAAAUGUAGACUUUAACCAGACAUUUAUAUUAUCUUUUCACUCUGGGAGAAAAGCUUUUUUUGUUGACAAAUACACUCGUUAGAAGCUGCUGUUCUACUUUUAAUGCUAACCUGUUUGGCGCAAAUGCAUUUUAAUGCUCUUCUUGAUGCCACAAUGUACCUUUUAUUAAUCAUUAAAAGAGUGAAGAUUGAUAAAAACACGAACAAAGGUAACUAAACCUGAAAAUUACGUAAAUUAAAUUGGUAUGCUGUCACUGAAAGCUUGACCAAAAGAGAUGUGCGAAUAUGCAGAGGAAUGUUUAUUUCUUAAAGGUACUUUUGUUGGUUAGGGUACAUCACAACUGUAUGGUAUUGUGUACAGAUGUAUCCAGCGCUUUUAUAUGCUUUAUAGAAUGUAAUUUUGUAAUCUUAACCAUAUGUUUGAUAAGUGUUUUAAAAACCUAAAUAAAGACUAAACCAAAAUAAAUGUUAUAAACAAUGUAAUU